This is a messenger RNA of Dracunculus medinensis (Guinea worm), 270 nucleotides long. NCBI's taxonomy places the organism in Eukaryota, Metazoa, Nematoda, Chromadorea, Rhabditida, Dracunculidae. The record is from the annotation of a GenBank genome assembly.
AUGGCAGUCGAGGAGUGGUGGCGCAAUCCUGCUGAAAUGACACUUGGAAAUAUAGGAUUAUUCACAGCAACAGAGCUCGGAUGUGGAUUUGCCAGUUGUGUUAAUGAGAAUCUUCAAAUGACAGUCGAUAUGGUUUGCCAUUACUGGCCGAUAAAUGAUCCAAACCAAUUCUAUAAUUACGAAAUUAGUUGCGAAACGAACGACGACUGUUCGUCAUUACCGAAUUCUCGAUGUGAUUUUAAUCAAAAUAUUUGCAUUUCAAAAAUGUAA